ACGAAUAUAAUGCAGGAUAAAAACGUAAGCAUAAAACCUUAAUUUAUUAAUUUGAUUUUGUAAAAAGUUGGGGUGUAUUAAAGAGUGUGACUAAGAAAACAAUACCCCCAUUUCAUGUUGUGUAACUUAUCCAACAUUCUAAAGCCCAAAUAAUGAAGAGAAAAAAAAUUAAAAUUUAGACAAAAAUAAAAACUGUUGUUCGUUAAUCGUUAUCGUUAUAAACGUAGCAUUGUCUCCUGAGUUUAGGUUAGGGUUAGGGUUACCUUCAAAGUGCAAACUCGGCUUCUGAAACAAAGUCUCUACAACUCAACCAACCAUGGCUGAACAAACUGAGAAGACUUAUCUCACUAAUGGAUCAUUAGUUUACGAGGCGGCGUCACAGCGAGAAAUCGAGAAGGAAGAAAUCCGCCAAAAGAUUUUGCGGCAGAAAGAAUUGGAGGAGGAGGUGUGGAGGGAGCUUGCAAUGGAGAGGACGUUUGGAACCAUGCAGAGGUCUGUUGAUCACAUCGGUGUUUCGCAACCAUCAUUGAUUAUGGCCCCUCCUGAAAUCAAACAUUCUACACAGAUUCGUAAUAACAAGGACAAAAUUAUUCUAUUGGCUAAGCCAGAUAUGAGUCUCUAUAGUGCAAAGCGAAAAGCGGUGACACAAGAUGUUCCUAGCGAUGAGCCUUCUGCAAUUGGUUUGAACAAAAAGCUGAAGGAGGAGUGGAGUUGUGAACUGUGUCGGAUUAAUGCCACGAGUGAGAAUGGCUUGAAUGAUCAUCUGAAUGGUAAGAAGCAUAAGGCUAGGGAAGCAAGACAGAAAAGGGAGAUUGACAAGCACAACAAGAAAGGUCAAAACACUGUGAUAAAGGUUACUGAUAUAGCUGUUAAUACAACGGUAUCAGAGGUUGAUGCAGGAAAAGAUCAAAAGACGACUUCUAAUUGUUGCAUAGCCUUGAAAGUCAUGAAUGAGAAUGUGGUUGAUACAAAAUCAAAAAAUGAGGAGCAACUUUUGGAGACAAUGGUGGAUAAUGGUGAAAGUGUAGCAGAAUCUAAAAAUGAGAAGGAGCUCGAGGAAAUGACGGUUGAUGAAAGAGUAACAGAAUCUAAAUAUGAGGAGCAACUUUUGGAGACGGUGUUGGAUAAUGGUGUAAGUUUAACAGAAUCUAAAAAUGAGAAGAAGCUCGAGGAAAUGACGGUUGAUGAAACAGUAACAGAAUCUAAAAAUGAGAAGAAGCUCGAGGAAAUGACAGUUGAUGUAAGUGUAACAGAAUCUAAAAAUGAGAAGAAGCUCGAGGAAAUGAUGGUUGAUGAAACAGUAACAGAAUCUAAAAUUGAGGAGAAACUUUUGGAGACGGUGUUGGAUAAUGGUGUAAGUGUAACAGAAUCCAAAGAUGAGAAGAAGCUCGAGGAAAUGACGGUUGAUGAAAGAGUAACAGAAUCUAAAAAUGAGGAGAAACUCAAGGAAAUGACGGUUGAUGAAAGAGUAACAGAAUCUAAAGAUGAGAAGAAGCUCGAGGAAAUGACGGUUGAUGAAAGAGUAACAGAAUCCAAAAAUGAGAAGAAGCUCGAGGAAAUGACGGUUGAUGAAAAAGUAACAGAAUCUAAAAAUGAGGAGCAACAUGCGGAGAAAAACCAAAAUGUAGAUUUUUUUGAGAGUAAAAAAGGUGCUGCAACUGAGGAAGCAGGGAAGAGUGCAUUGACAGAAAUGAUUAAGGCUAGAGGUUUAUGGUGUGAGCUCUGUCAAAUUGGCACCAACUCACAAGUUGUGAUGGAAAGGCAUAUAAAAGGGAAAAAACACAUAAAGAAAAUUAAUCAUUUCAAUAAUAAAAAUGCAAGUCUUUCAUCAACAUCCUUUGUAUCACCACACACUACUGAUGGUGUUAAAAAAGAAACAGACCAAAUGAUGACACACAUGACCAAUAUUAGAGAUGGAAUAUAAUUUUUGAAUUUCAAAUGAAUUACACUUAGUGGUUCAGUCAACAGGAGUUGGAAUUUAUAAAGGACUAUAUGAGCACAUGCAAGGUGCUAUAUUGACUUUUUGCAACUUGAUAUAUUUGACGUUUACUUAGGUUUUUAUUUUUGUGAUUUUGAUUAUUGAUGUAAUGGAGCCUUACACAAGGACUCAUUUGACCAGAUGUUGAUGAAUUUAUUAUGUUAUAUCUUUCAUUAGAUGUUAUUUUUCGCUAUAGGUUUUUUGUUUUAAUCCUUAACUAGCGCUCUCAGUGUCAACUAAGUCCGUCAAUGUAAUGCAACUUAGGAAUAUUGACUAGGUU
Molecule: messenger RNA, 2258 nt
Organism: Medicago truncatula (barrel medic)
Lineage: Eukaryota; Viridiplantae; Streptophyta; Magnoliopsida; Fabales; Fabaceae
Product: spindle pole body component 110
Exons: 3
Coding region: 317-1924 (535 amino acids)
Molecular function (GO): zinc ion binding; nucleic acid binding
Source: RefSeq, a predicted model, not a curated record